This is a messenger RNA of Salmo salar (Atlantic salmon), 2639 nucleotides long. Its product is annotated as sorting nexin-30. Gene Ontology annotation, cellular component: phagophore assembly site; early endosome. Gene Ontology annotation, molecular function: phosphatidylinositol binding. The record is from RefSeq and is a predicted model, not a curated record. Gene Ontology annotation, biological process: autophagy of mitochondrion; piecemeal microautophagy of the nucleus; endocytic recycling. NCBI's taxonomy places the organism in Eukaryota, Metazoa, Chordata, Actinopteri, Salmoniformes, Salmonidae.
AGCUGACAACUUUAGGUUGCAGAUAGAGUGUCCAGCAUUUGAUACACGGGAUUGGAAAUAAUCACACACACACACACACACACACAAAAAACGACCAUUCCAGGCCAAAAAAACCGGUAAAUCCGUUGUCGGAUUUCCAUCGUUUGUACAAUGAGUGCUGGUACCCCAAAAUCUCUAGCGUCGUCGGGACAAAAACCCAUUCAGGAGAUCUGUCAUCCGCUUGGAGCCGAGGAGACAGCGCCAGUCCUCACACCCAGUCCAGAUGUCGGAAACACCACUACCAGCAUCAGAGGGAAGGAUCUGAGUCUGCCCAAUGGGACGCCUGUGGAGACAUCUAGUCCCGCCUCCUCAUCUUCCCUCCUGAACCGGCUGCAGCUGGAUGACGACCUGGAGGGAGAAACACGUGACCUCUUUGUUACCGUCGACGAUCCGAAGAAACACGUCUCCACUAUGGAGACUUACAUCACCUACAAGGUCACCACUAAGACAACGCGGGUGGAGUUUGACCUACCAGAGUACUCUGUCAGGAGGCGCUACCAGGACUUUGACUGGCUCAGGACCAAGCUGGAGGACACUCAGCCCACACACCUCAUACCACCCCUCCCAGAGAAGUUUGUGAUGAAGGGGGUGGUUGACCGGUUCUCUGAGGAGUUUGUUGAGACGAGAAGGAAGGCUCUGGAUAAGUUCCUGAAGAGAGUGGCUGACCAUCCUGUCCUGUCGUUCAACGAACACUUCAAUGCCUUCCUCUCUGCUAAGGACCUGAAUAAGAAACAAGGCCUAGCCCUGCUCUCUAAGAUGGGGGAGUCGGUGAAGUACGUGACGGGAGGGUACAAGCUGAGGAGCCGACCCAUGGAGUUUGCUGCUAUGGGAGACUACCUGGAUAUGUUCACACAGAAGCUGGGUACUAUCGACAGGAUAGCACAGAGAAUCAUCAAAGAACAGUCUGAGUACCAAGUAGAGCUGCGUGUGUACGGUCCUGUCUAUACUACCUGGGCGUUGUCGGAGGCGGAGCUACAGGAGCCUCUGGAGGGCGUGGCCAGCUGCGUCGCUAGCUGUUCCAACGCUCUGGACGAACUCACCCAGGAUAUGAGCGAAGACUUCCUGCCUGUGCUCCGAGAAUACGUCCUCUACAUUGAUUCCAUGAAGAUUGUUCUGAAGAAGCGAGAUAACAUCCAAGCUGAAUACGAAUCUAAACUGGAAGCUGCUGCUUUCCGGAAAGAGGAAAGAGCAUCAGCCACACAGGUGCCUACAGACGUGGAGAAGUGCCAUGACAGAGUGGAGUGUUGCAAUGCUGACCUGAAGUCAGACUGGGACCGCUGGCAAAACAACAAGAGACAAGACUUCAGACAGCUACUCACUGGCAUGGCCGACCACAACAUCCAGUACUAUGAGAAGUGCCUUGCAGCGUGGGAGUCUGUCAUUCCACUAUUACGGGACAAGCAGCCACAGGAGACAGAAACAGAUGAAGACUGAGAGACUACCGCCUUUCCUCUGGACAUUACAUCUCAAACACUUCUCUACCUGAGUUACCAGUGUCAACAGACACUCUCAAAGGGAAAUUGCCAAGGAAAUGAGCCUUUUUGGGUCUACGGACAGAAAUCGUUUUUUUUUUUUGUUUUGGUGUUUUCUAUUUGUGAAACCCAGUCGGUCCGACGUCCCAUCUUUCCUGCUGGAAUCCACAGAGGAGCAGAGUGGAUGAAUGAUAUCAUGUCUGUCUGGAAAGCCCAUUUUGUUCCUUGUCGCACACCGAACUAGCCUUGGCUGUAUUCACUAGAAACCAAACGUGGAAAAACCAGAAAGAUACCAGGAGGGACUACUAGAACGUGGCCAAUGUGCCGAAUGUGACUGUGACAUCACAGACGGGCUGGCCGAAGGAAAAGAGAAACUUAUAUCUACUUUUUUUUUUUCCCCCCCCUGUUGUAAUUUUCUAGUCUGUUGAGAAAUGUUUGUUGCCAAUGAUCCUUUUUAUAAACAAUGCUGAUCUUUUGAUUGUCUCUGAUUGUCUCUGAUGGUCUUCGAUGGUCUUCGAUGUAGCCUAAAGCCUCUGAUAGUCUCUGAUAGUCUCUGAUGGUCUUCGAUGUAGCCUAAAGCCUCUGAUAGUCUCUGAUGGUCUUCGAUGGUCUUCGAUGUAGCCUAAAGCCUCUGAUAGUCUCUGAUGGUCUUCGAUGUAGCCUAAAGCCUCUGAUGAAUGAAGCAGCAGUAUCAUUGUGUUUCUGUCUGUUUACAGAAUGCUGAAGAGCACUAACUGAUCCAGCUAGCCUCCUGACCAAACAUUUAGAGGAACCUACCUUACUGUUAAACAUACCGUCUGACCUCUCCUGGUUGAUGUUCUUACACACCAGGGUGUGUUCACUGGUAUUCAAACCAGAGCAAGCAGGCUGAAAUGGGGGAGAGAAUAACCAUAACUUAUCCAAUAACAAACGCUUUGCUUUCAUUGCAAAAUGUUUUCUGUGCACUAAUGAAUACACACCUAUUCUCUCGUUACAAAGAAACAUGAACCGCGAGAGCACACAAGAUUUGGUUCUGGGUUGUCAAGAUUACACACACACCAGGCACUUCCUCCUGUUCCCAGACACUUCCUCCUUUGCCCAGGCACUUCCUCCUGUUCCCAGACACUUCCUCCUGUUCCCAGACACUUC